UGGCUCCUCGAGUGCUGCCUUGUCUUUCUUUUCUCCUUCGGCCGGCUGCCUGCGCUCGCCUUACCUGUACACUACACUCCUUUGCGCCUGCACCGGCCUGCAGCACACGACUCGCACCCCGCAUACGACACGCAUACACGACACGCACACUCCCGGACUGCUGCAGCCAAACUUUCGCUAGCCCGCCAUGUUCGAGCCCAGCAAACCGAAGAUCAAGACGCGGACCGUCACCAUACUGAAGAAGGUCGCCCCGCCGCCAGCACCGCGCACGCCUGCAUCGAAUGGGAGGACCGCCAGCGGAGGCAGCAGUGCUGCGCGCCCAGGUGCGACAGCGCCGGCAGCGAACCGAUACCAGCUCUCCUCGUCCUCGUCGGCGCAACGGCCACGGCCGGUUGCACGAGAGUCGCCGGCCGUCUCGAACAUGCGCAAACGAAAGGUCACGCCCAGCACGCCGCCGCUGUGGGCGAGUAGCGACGAGUCGAGCGACGAGUCGAGCGACAGGCUGGCAGUCGGGGGGUCGAGCAAGAGGCUGAAGAGCAACAGCAUAGAGCCCACCGGCAUGAACCGCCAGCUGGAGCCCGACAUGAGCCGGCGCAUACGGAUACGGCGAGACUCGGAGACGAACGGGGACGCGGACGCGCACUCGAAUGGGACGUCCGCACGGAAGCAGGAGAACGGCGAGGCUGGCAGCAAAAGCGACCGCUCGCGGCGAGGUAGCCUCACACACGGCCUCGUCAUGACCCAGGGCGCCUUCGCAAAGAACUACAAGCCCGCCUGGCCGGGUCCUAACAAGGUCCCGCUCCUCGAGCUGCAGUACCCCAGCCCUCUCCCACCCGAGUCCUUCCAAGCCAAGAUCCCCACCGACCCCUCCGAAUACAAUCCUCUCGGCGACAUCCAGUUCACUAUCGAAGAGAUAAUAACGCACUACCUCCCUGUCGACCUCUUCCCCUCACUCUCCUCCGACGUGACCGGGCCAGUGCGAAAACUCAAGCGCGCAGCCGCCUCAGGCACGUUCGCCGACUACCAGCUCGAACUGAUAAGAUUCAACAAGCUGGUCAAGUCGAAACUGGCCGAUGGCACAAUCCAAGCGAAAAUGGACGCCAUGCACGCCAUCCCCCUCAGCCUGGUGAAACACAUGACCCAACAGACAUAUGCGCGCAUCGUCUCGCCUCUCUCGCACAAACUGCGGAAAGUAAAAGGGAAGGAGACGACAUACGGCGAGCUAAUGCCCGUCUUUGUGCACAAAAUCUUCGCCCAGACGAACCUGCACUCCGGCCACGUCUUCGUCGACCUCGGCUCCGGCGUGGGCAACGUCGUCCUGCAGUCCGCACUGCAAACAGGCGCCGAGAGCUGGGGGGUCGAGAUCAUGGAUCUCGCCGCCAGUCUGGCUACGAAACAAGCUUCCGAACUGAAAGCCAGGGCCCGGCUGUGGAACAUCAACAUCGGCGCCAUGCACCUUCUGCACGGCAAUUUCCUCGAGUCCCCCGCCAUCGAUUCGGUGCUGGCUAGAGCCGAUGUCGUGCUCGUGAACAACAAGGUCUUUGGCGAGGAGCUGAACAACGCGCUGUUGCAGAAGUUUUUAGACUUGAAGAUUGGGUGCAAGGUUGUGUCGUUGGAGAGCUUCGGGGGCGGGGUGACCAAGGGAGUGCGGAAUGAGCAGAGUAUUGCGGGCCUGUUCGACGAGGAGCGGUACGAGAGCGGGACGGAUUGUGUGUCUUGGGCGGGCGAGAGUGUCGAGUACUUCAUUGCGACAAAGGCGAGAUAGUACCAUCGCUCCGUGCGAUGGGCUGCUCUGCGCUCGUACGGGGGAAGUGGGCUGGCGCUGUGCGAAAGACGUAGCGACAUCGCAGUCUAGCGGCAGCAUGCAUCGGAGCGGUUGGGAAGCAACCCGGUGGUGCAUUUGGACUGAGCUGCGGUUCGCCCGCGAUUUUGUGCAGCUGGGUUUGCAUUGGAAUUUGGGCUGGGCCGAGUGCUUUGCAUCGAUACCCAUUUCGAUUCGGUACUUUUGGUAGGAAAGCUGUGUAAAUAGACAUACAUACAUACUUUGUCAAUAUCAAAACAUAAACAUUCACCGAGGUCUCCACUUAU
Molecule: messenger RNA, 2088 nt
Organism: Macroventuria anomochaeta
Lineage: Eukaryota; Fungi; Ascomycota; Dothideomycetes; Pleosporales; Didymellaceae
Product: histone-lysine N-methyltransferase
Exons: 1
Coding region: 188-1765 (525 amino acids)
Biological process (GO): regulation of transcription regulatory region DNA binding; DNA damage checkpoint signaling; DNA repair
Cellular component (GO): nucleus
Molecular function (GO): histone H3K79 methyltransferase activity
Source: RefSeq, a predicted model, not a curated record